Paramecium octaurelia is the source of this 1005-nucleotide messenger RNA. The record is from the annotation of a GenBank genome assembly. NCBI's taxonomy places the organism in Eukaryota, Ciliophora, Oligohymenophorea, Peniculida, Parameciidae.
AUGCGUCCAACUAAAUAAUAGGAUUAUUAAUUGAUAACUCCACGAUCUCCAGAAAGGAUUCUUAAAAAAAGAAUACUAAACAAUUAAGUAUAGUACUUAAUGAAAUGGAAAGGGUCUGAAUAAACUACUUGGGAAUACGAAGAAAAUGUUAGACGUUCAAUUUUAGAAGAAUUCCUUUAAAAUUAGCAAUCCAGUUCUGAGUAAAAAUAAAAAAAUCUUAAAAAUGCAGCUUCACAAUUACCCAUAUUGUAAUAGGUACAACAAAGUCUCAAACAUCCUAGUUUUUCUGAAGAACUUCUCUUAAACAAAUAAAAAGAAAUGGCAUAAAAAUUUUGUAGUUCUUACCCUCAAAAAUGUGAUGAAAUAGACAGUGUGCAUUUGAUGUUAACAAAUGAAGAUUGUGUGUUUGAAGUUAAAUGGAAACCUAGAGCAGAUGGAGUUGUUCCUAUUUCAGAUUUCUACUAAUACGAUCAAUUCAAAUUGGCUGCUCCCUUACUCUUUAUGAACUUCUUGGAAAGUUGCAUAGUUGGUCAUGAAAACAAUACAGAUAUUAAAUUCUAUGCUCCUGGAAAGGACAAUGUAGAAAGAGCCCAAUUGAUUAAGAGAAUUCUGCUACGAAAUCCUAAAUACUCGGAUUCCAACAAGUAACACAGUUAUGUAAUUGUUGAAGAAUAAAAAUAAUCGGAUUCUCCAAUUUAAUAAUCAAGUAAGAAUACAAUCAUUAACUUUACCCACUCUGACAGUAAGAAAGUCAUUGCAAAUUAAAAUGCAGAAUCCUCAGAUAAGAACCACAGUCCUUUAUAGGAUAGCGAAAAGAAAAACACUAUUCUUAUUUAAGAGUCUGUGGAAAUUCAUUAAUAAUUGGAUUCGAAUUCAUAAUAAGAAGUGCAACAAUAGUAAUCCACGGAUGGCAGAGAAAUAGGAGAAUUGGUAGAUCCUGAUGAAAAUUAGUAAAAUGAUGAAUAAUUGGAAUAGCGAUCUAUUUCUUUAGAACCUUAAAAAUGA